This is a messenger RNA of Cloeon dipterum, 1998 nucleotides long. It is a transcript of the gene Vps45, whose product is annotated as vacuolar protein sorting 45. Gene Ontology annotation, cellular component: Golgi membrane. The coding region runs from base 171 to 1886 and encodes 571 amino acids. NCBI's taxonomy places the organism in Eukaryota, Metazoa, Arthropoda, Insecta, Ephemeroptera, Baetidae. The record is from RefSeq and is a predicted model, not a curated record. The transcript has 11 exons. Gene Ontology annotation, biological process: intracellular protein transport; vesicle-mediated transport.
CCAAAUCGUGGGCGUAGCUAUGUGUAGUUGAAAAUUUACAAUUAUUUUCUUUUGAGAAAUAAAAAAAUCGACGAUAAGUCGAGCUGUCACUUUUCUGUCGUUAUAACACAAUUAAUUUACUGUUAGCAAAGUUUCAAUUUGCAAUCUGUUCCGUGGGCUUGUUUGUCAAAAUGAAUAUUUUGCAAGCGGUUCGGUCUUACAUCUCCAAAAUGUGUGAGGAGUCCGGUCCAGGGAUGAAAUUGCUCUUGAUGGACAAAGAUACAACAAGCAUUGUCAGCAUGGCAUACAGCCAGUCGGAAAUCCUGCAAAAAGAAGUGUUUCUUUUCGAAAGAAUCGACGUUGCAAGCAAUCAGGAGCACAUGAAACACCUGAAGUGCAUUGUCUUCGUUCGACCGUCAAGUGAAAACAUUGCCUACCUAGCCAAAGAAUUACAAGAGCCUAAAUAUGGCGUUUAUUAUUUAUAUUUCAGUAACAUUCUCUCGAAGGCUGAUCUUAAAAAGCUAGCCGAGUCUGAUGUGAUGGAGUCAGUCAGAGAGGUGCAAGAAUUCUACGCAGAUUACAUUCCGCUCUCGCCGUUUCUUUAUUCAUUGAAUAUUAAAGGAGCUACAGAAGGUCUCCAAUGGCGUUCAUAUAAUUUGUUGAGGAGCGCUCAGGGAAUCACCUCUCUGUUGCUGUCUUUGAAGAGGAACCCUUUCAUCAGGUUUCAGGCAAACUCUGAUUUGUCCAGGAGAUUGGCUGAUAAGGUUCGAGAAAUCCUGUCAAAGGAGUCGGCCCUCUUUGAGUUCAGGAACGAAACCGACUCUGCCACGAUUUUGCUAAUUUUGGACCGGCGCGAGGAUGCUGUCACGCCCCUUCUUCUGCAGUGGACGUAUCAAGCGAUGGUACACGAAUUAUUGACCAUCACAAACAAUCGGGUUAGUUUGGCAAACGUGCCAGGCGUGUCUGAUGAACUCAAAGAGGUCGUUUUGUCUGCUGAAAAUGACGAGUUUUACGCGCAGGCCCAGUACAACAACUUUGGGGAAACUGGACAGAAAAUUAAGAACCUGAUGGAGGAGUUCCAGAAAAAGGCGAAGAGCACACAGAGAGUUGAAAGCAUUUCCGACAUGAAAACUUUCGUGGAGGCUUAUCCACAGUUUAAGAAAAUGUCAGGAACUGUGGCCAAACACGUAACCGUUGUCGGAGAGCUGUCAUCGAAAGUAGGAAAGCAUCAGCUGAUGGAGGUGUCUGUUGCUGAGCAGGAAAUCACUUGCAGGAAUGAUCACGCGCAACACCUAAAUAGUGUGAAGCAGUUGAUAGCGAACAGUUCGAUCCGCGACGAGGAUGCACUUCGGCUUGUCAUGCUGUACGCUCUCAAGUACGAAAAGCACAGCAACAAUGCACUUGUUAAUUUGAUGGAAGCGCUCAAAAAGCGAGGGAUUGAGGAACAGAAGUGCAAGUUGGUUUACAACUUGCUCGAGUUUGGAGGUCAACAUGCUCGCCAAUGCGACCUGUUUGGCACCCAGAUGGACGUGACAGAUGUCAACAACGUCAAGAAUAUCGUUACCAGAAAACUAAAAGGAUUGAAAGGAGUGGAUAACGUCUUCACGCAGCACAACCCCCUUUUGAAAGAUACACUUGAGGAUUUAAUCAAAGGAAGACUGAGAGACACUUUGUUCCCCUAUCUAGGAAGCAGCACCAUGAGGAAGGCCCAAGACGUGGUUGUAUUUAUUGUUGGCGGGGUGACUUACGAAGAAUCUUGCCUGGUCAACCAAAUGAACAAGGAGCUCUCCGGGGCCCGAAUUAUUUUGGGUGGCACCACAAUGUUGAAUUCCGCUGCCUUCAUGGAUGAAGUGCAGAUUGCCACACAGGGCAUCCCAAACAGAAGGACGCGAUCAAAAUUUAGAUAAAACAGCAGCUAGUUGUCUAAUUAAUAAUUCCAACCUCAUGCUAAUCAUUCGUCUAUUGUGAUUUAUUAUUAAAUAUUCGUUUAUUAAAAGAUAACUAAUCUUUUUCAUGAGA